AGUGCAAUGUUUGUGGGUGCUAAGGUUAGGCCGGAAGUGGUGUUGCGUAGGGAAUGGGGGGACGCGCCGAAUCGCGGCUCUACGGGCGAAACGGGAGGCUUGUGGCGCUGGGCUGGAGGUCAAGGAUGCAGUCCAAGAAAGUUCUAAAAAUAUAUCAUCAGGUCCAACCUGGUAGUUAACCUAGCUAUGAAAAGCCUCCUUGGAUCCUCACUGGGUCAGACCAUACUGGCAUUCUUAAAAACUCUUCCCAUUAAAAAGUGUCAAGAAUGAAAAUAUAAGGUAUAUACCUACCACUUCAAGAAAGUUCCUACCAGCCAACAGUCUAGCACAUUAGCUUGCUGCUUUGAUCAUCAAACAGACAUACUCAAGCUCAACACAGCAAAGGAAAAUGUCUCUGUAUCAAUAUUUUUCACAUUCUGUGUGUGACCCAUCAGUAGGUCAUGAAAUCAGUUCUAAAGAGGAAAAAUGAAGUGAAAUAUGCAGAAGCAUGUUCAAGUUCAUCUGCUGUAUCUGGAAAUGUGAAUAGUGACAAUACUGAGAAAAAUAGUGACUCUGAUUUGCAAUCUUCAGCUUCGUUUGAGCCACAUUUCAAAAAGAAAAAAGUAAGUGCAAGACGUUACAAUGAAGAUUAUUUAAAAUACGGUUUUAUCAAAUGUGAAAAACCCUUUGAAAAUGACCGACCUCAGUGUGUUAUUUGUAAUAAUAUUCUUGCAAAUGAAAGCUUAAAACCUUCAAAAUUAAAAAGACACUUAGAAACUCAGCAUGCUGAACUUAUUGGUAAGCCUCUUGAAUAUUUUCAAAGAAAGAAAAAAGAUGUAAAGUCAUCAACACAAUUUCUUGGUGGUUCUACCGCCAUUAGUGAGAAAGCCUUAUUAUCAUCAUACUUAGUUGCAUAUCGGGUAGCAAAAGAGAAAAUGGCUCACACAGCUGCUGAAAAAAUAAUUCUUCCAGCAUGUUUGGAUAUGGUACGUACAAUUUUUGAUGACAAAUCAGCUGAUAAAUUGAAAACGAUAUCUAGUGAUAACACAAUAUCUCUUCGCAUUUGUACUAUUGCGGAACAUUUAGAAACAAUGCUUCUUGCUCGGUUGCAGUCUGGUAUAGAUUUUGCAAUCCAGCUUGAUGAAAGCACUGAUAUGGGGAGCUGCACAACAAUCUUAGUUUAUGUCAGAUAUGCGUGGCAAGAUGAUUUUAUGGAGGAUUUUUUGUGUUGUUUAAAUAUAACCUCACAUCUAAGUGGAUUAGAUAUUUUUACAGAAUUAGAAAAGUGCAUUGUUGGUCAAUAUAAAUUAAACUGGAAAAACUGCAAAGGAAUUACAAGUGAUGGAGCAGCAAGCAUAACGGGAAAACAUAGCAGAGUAAUUAAAAAAUUGCUAGAAGUUACUAAUAAUGGUACUGUGUGGAAUCAUUGUUUUAUACAUCGUGAAGCUUUAGCAUCCAGAGAAAUCCCACAGAAUCUCAUGGAAGUAUUGAAAAAUGCAGUGAAAGUGGUUAACUUUAUUAAAGGAAGCUCACUAAAUAACCAGCUUCUUGAAACAUUUUGUUCAGAGAUUGGAACUAAUCAUACCCACUUACUAUAUCAUACCAAAGUCCGUUGGUUGUCUCACGGGAAAAUACUAAGCAGGGUUUAUGAACUCAGGAAUGAGAUUCACAUUUUUCUUACUGAAAAAAAAUCUCAUUUGGCAAGUAUUUUUGAAGAUGAUAUUUGGGUAAUGAAAUUGGCAUAUUUAACUGAUAUUUUUGGCAUUCUUAAUGAACUGAGUUUAAAACUACAGGGGAAAAAUAGUGAUAUAUUCCAACAUGUCGAACGUAUCCAGGGAUUCCGAAAGACAUUAUUGUUAUGGCAAGCGAGGCUGAAAAGCAACCGUCCUAGCUACUACAUGUUUCCAAGAUUUUUGCAACAUAUUGAAGAGAAUAUUAUUAGUGAAAACAUUUUGAAAGAAAUAAAAUUAGAGAUAUUGUUGCAUCUCACUUCUCUGUCUCAAACUUUUAACCAUUUCUUCUCAGAAGAGAAAUUUAAAAUAUUAAGAGAAAAUUGCUGGGUAAAAGACCCAUUUGCUUUUCGAAACCCAGAAUCAAUAAUUGAGUUAAACUUGGUGCCUGAAGAAGAGAGUGAAUUAUUGCAGCUCAGUUCUUCAUAUACAUUGAAGAGCGAUUAUGAAACAUUAAGUUUAUCAGCAUUUUGGAUUAAGGUGAAGGAAGACUUUCCUCUGCUAAGUAGAAAGAGUGUCCCGCUAUUACUACCAUUCACAACAACUAGCUUGUGUGAGCUAGGGUUUUCAGUCUUAACCCAGUUAAAACCAAAGGAAAGAAAUGGGUUGAAUGGUGCGGCAGGUAUGCGGGUAGCCUUGUCCUCCUGUGGUCCAGACUGGGAUGAACUUAUGAACAGGCAAGCACACCCAUCACAUUAAAUAAAUCUUACCUGGUUUUUGUUUUUGUGUUUCUUAUUUUGUGACAUUUUCCUACGUUGUAUUUAGAUGUUAAUAUAGCAUUGUAUGAGAUAACUUUGUUUUUAUUUUUGUUACAUUUAAAUAUUAAUAAAA
Molecule: messenger RNA, 2540 nt
Organism: Neomonachus schauinslandi (Hawaiian monk seal)
Lineage: Eukaryota; Metazoa; Chordata; Mammalia; Carnivora; Phocidae
Gene: ZBED11
Product: family with sequence similarity 200 member B
Exons: 3
Coding region: 441-2408 (655 amino acids)
Source: RefSeq, a predicted model, not a curated record